Pyrenophora tritici-repentis Pt-1C-BFP is the source of this 1038-nucleotide messenger RNA. RefSeq names its product ICln-channel multi-domain protein. Lineage: Eukaryota; Fungi; Ascomycota; Dothideomycetes; Pleosporales; Pleosporaceae. The record is from RefSeq and is a predicted model, not a curated record. Gene Ontology annotation, biological process: spliceosomal snRNP assembly; mRNA cis splicing, via spliceosome. Gene Ontology annotation, cellular component: spliceosomal complex; pICln-Sm protein complex; cytosol.
AGCAAUAGCGUCUUUACUUCUUUCUCCUCCAUAUACUGAAUCAGCUUUUGCACUCCGAAUACGCCAUAUCUACAUCGUCGCCAUGUCCCUCCAACAGCUCACGGCCGCGCCCAAGGCCGAAGACUUCACCCCACUCUCCGAACACCAAGAGCAAACCCCCACCUCCUUCUUCGGCGCAAAACCCGUCCUACACGCCCACUAUGAAGCCAUGACUCUAUCCACCGCCAUCGACCAGCUAAAGCAAGAUCCUGCAUUCGGCAAAUUCAGCUCAAGACGAGAAGGCUCCGAGGACUUUGUAGACAACGUCGAUGUCUGGGUGACUUCAGAAAACCUCAUUCUAUUCCAAACCACCCCCUCCCCAGUCGGCGUAUCAAUCCCCUACCCUUCUCUAGCCCUGCACGCAACGAUGAAGUACAAGACCACUAUCGAAGCUCUCUAUAUCAACAUCUCACUUAACGACGCCGAAACCGUAAACGAAGACGAUGAUAUCCUUAUGCUGGAGAUUACUGUCCUACCGCCCUCGUACACUACAAAACCCACCGAGACAUGUAUCACUGAGUUCUUCACCGCACUGAACACUUGCGCCGAUCUGCACCCUGAUCCUGAUGGCAGCGAUGACGGCGAGGAUGUGCUGGAUAACACAGCGCCGGGGGCUUCGGGCUGGAUUACAGCGGAGAACAUGGACGAUUAUGUGGAUGAGAAUGGAAAUUUCAGUGGGAUGGUAAUUGGUGAUGAAUUAGGUCCGGGCGCUGGAACUGUGAGGACGAGAGAGGAUGGGGAUGAUGCUGGUGGUGUGAACGGUGUGGAUGGACAUGAGGGGAAGUAUUAUCGUACUGGUUGAAUGGCUGGAGUCGAAAAGCGAAAAGGUUAACAGGAUAGAUUGGAUGUCACGAUGAUACCCCCAAAAUGGAGCAUGAAACUUACUAGAGGGCAUAGGCUUUACAUGAAGGAAAUGUAUGUAUUGUACAGAUUUCUAGUGUUUGAGAGUUAUAUACAGCUGUUAGACCACCAUGUCUAUCUCCAGGCUGAUUGAAAGCA